AUGACGAUGAUUGCCAUAGAGUCCGAACAGGCGAGGCCAAAAGAAGACCUCGUGCCAAAAAUGGAGCCAACUAGCUCUCAAAGAACAUUAACCCGCUCUAGUGCUAUAAGUCAAAAGUCAGUAGACAUAGUGGUGCCGGAGAGUUCAAACAAUCCAUUAUAUCGAUCAAAAUUAGCACCAGUAAGAUCUUCAUCGGAAUCUCAGACUUCUGGUAAAAAAAUACUCAACUUAAGAAAGACUAAAAACUCAUCGAUAGAGUCCACGAUGAGUUUACCAAAUCAGAAAUCGUUGGAAAAGAAACACGGUGGUCUAAGACAUCAGAAGUCCAUUGUGGCCCAUUCUGACAUAACACUAAGCACACAGCCAACCAUGUCAGACGACAGAAAGGCGCUACGGGAAGCUUUAUAUCAGGGCAUCUUCCACAGACACAGGCGGACAAUAUUUGCUGUCGGUUCGUUUCUUAGAAUGCUUAGAAGCAAAACGUCCAAUUACGAUUCUAUUAGAUCGGAAUCAGAUGAAAUUUAGCAAAACCAGUAGUGCCGAAGUAGUUUUCUAUAUCGUUGGUGAUGCAGAGAGACUGCAGUGCUUUUGAAUGUUAAUGUUAAUUAGUUGUAGUAAUCCUUAUCCCAAAACCCACAAGUUUUGUACGAUAGUGGCGUGAUGGUGGGGAUAUUUGCCAUUCUUUAUGUUUUGUUAAAAAUAUUAGUCUUGUAACUUUCCAUGAGACUACAUAAUGUAACACGAUAUAAAUGCAACCUAAACAAUAAAAUAUAAAAAAAAUGGAGUAUAAUGUGACAUGAUGAUUCGAAGCCUGUAUUACGAUAUCGCGUGACCUUUACGCUCAAGGACGCUUAUUGUAAAACUGAAGUAAACUUUGUGGUGUAAAAUAAAAACCUUCAGAUUUUUCUGUACUUCUUGUAAUUUAUGUGGAAUAGAUAGACUUAGUCUUAGGGUCGUCAGUUUGUAAGUUAUCACCACACUUUGCAACACCAAACUAAACAGAAAUAUCGACCCAAGCACAUCCCGAUUAGUACUUUUAUCCCUGUCUACCAUGUUGCCAAUUGAACGAACAGAAGGAACAUUAAGACUCUAUAUUUUGCCCUAUUUCAUUUAAGGUCCGUACAGACGUUACUUACUGGCACGUUGCAUUUUAGUUAUUGUGGGGGGUUACAAGUAUCUAAUGAGUUUAAAUAUUAAACGUAUAUUUUACUAACAUGUACAUAUUUAUGUAUUAACGGAAAGCAUUUAAUUUAAUGUUUAUUGCGUGGCGUGUUAUAAAUCUUUAUUUACAGAUAAUGUUUAUUUAUAAGUCCAUAUUUUCGUGUACGGAAAGUAAAAAUGUGUAGAAUGUUUAAAUAAAGUUCAAUACAAAACCGCCCAGAGUUGAUAAAAACACAUUACACUCACGAAUUGCGUCUGCAAAUUAUUUUUAACGAUGGAUUGUAAUAAUAUAAUUGAACGCAAGUGUUGUUAAGCGACACUGCGCUUGACAACAGCUGUGUCCCUCGUACCAUAAAAUCGGAACGCGCUGGGAUGAACGACGCGGGAAAAAAUGUCGCUUUAUCAAUAAUUUAUCAACUCUCAGCGAACAGUAGGUACUAUUUUAUUUAUCAAAUACGAAUAGUAUUUGUAUUUAUAACCCAACAAACAAUAAGUUUGCAAAUUUCAAGGAAAUUUAGAUAUUCAAAACCAAUCAGAGCUUUUAUUAAAAUUAUGUUUAUUAUAAUAAUUAUAAUACUCGAUAAUUUUAUAGAAAUUAUGCAAAAAUGAAUUUAAUGUGACAUUAUACAAGAAUGUUGCCACGUUUCUAGAACAUUUUGCACUUUUUGUACAAUAUAUUAUGAUGUAAUUGUAAAAUAAUAUUUUGUAAGUGCUUUUGUGUGGGAUACGAACCAAAGUUACUAAAUAAUACAUUUAUACGUAAUGAUUAAAUGUGUUUGCAAUAGUUUCAUAAUUAAAAUUCAUGCUUUCAUUCAUGCAUUUUUUAUUUUGCCGCGAAGAUGUUUUUAAGUGAGAUUUAUUUUUACGUUUUUUCGAGACUGGAAGUUUGUUGAUAUUAAGAAUCUUAUUUUUAGUUUUCCAAUAUUAAGCACAAUUUUGUUAUUUUCACCAAAUUCAAAAAUAAUAACUUUAUAUAUUGUGACGAGAACUAUGAGCUUUAUUAUAUUUAUUAAAAUAAGAAUAGAUAGCUUUGUAAUAAAAUAGCUGUAAUUUUUUUAACGCUAUCAUAGUUGUUCAAAUAUUAUUUUCGAAGUGAACAUAAUAUAAGUACCUAGAAUCUACGCAAGCAGGGUAUUAUGUUAUUGCGGUUUUAAAUAGAUUCUGUGUGUUUGUCAGCUUUCGGUGUGUUGUUAAUAAUAAUACAAUAAUUAUCAUUUAUCUCCAUCCAUGUCUUAACUCCUCUAUUAAAGAUUCUGAAACAGUUAGCUUAUUGCCAACAUUAAAACACCCAACGUCCUAAUAACCAUUACAUCAUCGAAAAGAGUGUUGUAACUUGUAAUGUUGUACUGAAUUUCAUAUCAAAACACCCCUUACGUUUUUUUCGAUCCCUUCAUGCGCAAAGAGUUUCACCAGACAGCCAUAUUCUUAUUGCUCGAUGCGUGAUAUCUGUAUGAAUUUCAAAAAAAGAACAUUUUCGUUUACGCGCUUUUCAUACCAGAACGUCACGCGCCGUAAAAAAAAGGCAGUUAUUCGAAUCCCCGCCAUUUUUCUUGAAAAAAUGAGCGAUUCAAGUUUUGACAGCAAACCGCCGGAUAUUUUAAACGCUUUAAAAGAAUAUAAUAUUCAAGUGAAUUUUAAUAGUUGCACUAUACAAAAUGUAAAUUACUACUAUUUCAGAAUAUUUUAGAGGAUUCAUAUUUUGUGUAGAUAAAAUCUUGUAUGCAACUGUUGAUAAUUAGGUAUUAAAACACUCAUGUGAUUAUCACAAUAAAAUAUUAAUCCACAUUCGUGUUUUAAUACCCCUAAUUACACAACAGUUGCAUAAAUAACUAUUACAUACCUACAGCAUAGUACAUACGUAAGUAGUUUAAAAUUUAACAGAGUUCUAAAUACAGGUGAAUAAAAGUGUAACUUUAAUUAAGUUGUUCGUACCAACUUGAUUUUUCUGUUAUUUCUCUAUAAAUGUAUUUGUGAAUUAAAUACUUUUAUCAUCUAAUAUUAUACUUAUCUAAGUAUGAUAUUAAAUAUUAUUUAUUAUACGUACAUUGUUUAUUUGUCACAUAAAUAUAUUUAAACAAUGAUUAUUUUAAUUUAUUUAUAAAUACAAACAAGAAUUUUCAAGAAUUGUUAUAUUGUUUAUUAUAACGCUAUAUAUAUUUUUUUAAGUUUAGAUAAUCUUGUACGUCAAUAUAGACUGUGGCAGUUGUGAACACGUCGAAAGAAAUAGUGGCGCACUGUUAGCCUCUAUUUUCCGCAACGCACACUUACCAGUGGGAGGCUCCUUUGCACAGGAAGCCGACUAGAUUAUGGGUACCACAACGGCGCCUAUUUCUGCCAUGAAGCAGUAAUGUGUACCUAAAAAUUACUGUGUUUCGGUCAGAAGGGCACCGUAGCUAGUGAAAUUGUUCGGCAAACGAAUUCAAAACGAAUACGAAACUCAGAAAUUUUGGAUUUUUCAAGAAUCCUGCGCGGCACUGCAUUUUAAUGGGUAGGUAAAUUAAUACAAAACAAAUAUAAUUUGAUAAGUGAUCAUAUAACUUGUAAGAACCUCGUUAAAGUUGUGAUUUUCACUUAAAUUCUUAAAAAUUAUAAUUAAGUUCAUGCCAAAUUUAUGUAGCUAAUGGUAGAGUCAACAAAAAAGAGAGUUAUUGGUAAUUGAACCAACAAACGUAUGAAAAGGUUGAUUUCUUACAUAAUUUAUACGCCUAGAUAGAGCCUCUUGCUGCUGGACAACCGAUGAAAACAGGCCCGGUAUGUUAUUUAAGUGUGCCUGACAAGCUACGUUAUACACUCGGGAUUUGUAUGUCACUUUAUGUUAGUGUGCGUGUAUUGCUCGAAAAAGGGUUUAAUCGUGAACCUCAAUUUUGUGCGACUAAUUCUCAGCUGUCACAGUCUAUCUAGACGUAUAAAUAGUCAAAGGUUGAUUAUAUAAUCAAUAAACAUUGUUAAAUACGUAUGGAAUCCAUCCAAAGUUUUUGUGUUUUUAUGUCGUUGCAUCUUUUAAUUGUUUUUAUAUUUCACUAUUAAUAUAUAUGGCGGCGGACUGUCAUUGGCGAAGCGAAGGACAUCGGAAAGACCUGGAGUUAAAUUAAGAGAGACACUCAGGACGGAUCGCGAUGGAGAUGCACUGUGGAUGCCUCUGCCCCAGCUAGGGGAUACAGGAAUUUAAUGAUGAUUAAUAUAUAUAUUUUAUAUCCUAUUCGUACCCUGUGAGCAUGGACUUAGAAUAUACUGUCGUAUAGACCACCUUACCGUGACCUUACAGCUCGUUAGCUUGUGGUUUAAUAUUCAUAAUACUAAUAGCCUAAGAUCCCACCGCACGAUUCUGCAGGUACGUGUUUUUUUGAUAAAAAUAAUUUUAAAUGAACGUUUGUAUUGGAAAUAGUAAAUAUAAAACUUCAAUUUUGUAUUAAACUUAUAAAAAAAACUACAAAUUAUCAACAAAAAUAUACGUGUUUACAUCUGGCAACCUUUAUGUUGAGACUGACAAAGAGCUGGCAAACAUAUAUUUUUCAAUUCUUGAGAUAAUUUUCUUUAAAAUUACGUACAAUUUGAUGCAGUUUUCAUCAGAAAAUUUAUUAAAUUAAAGUCUAAAAUAUAAUACAGAUACUUGCGGAUAUUUUUUAUAGGCAACCUAUAGCUAAUACAUUGCACAUUCAUUUAAAAUAUAUUUACAAUACAUAAUUAUAUCAUGCACAGAAAUAAAAAAUAUAUAUACUAGAACAAUGACUCUAAAACGAAUGAAUAGCUAGACUAAUUUUUUGUCCGAGGUAAAAAUUAGUUUUAUCAAAAAAACACGUACCUGCAAAAUCGAACGGUGGGACCUUGGACUAUAAUAAUAAUAAUAAUUUUAAUUCAGAAAAAAAUCCAUAAUAAUUGUUAGUAAAAUGUCCUAAAUUAUGUAAGUAUAAUUAUAACUAAACAGGCACAUGAAGCCGCAUAAAUGCCUUUAUAAUUGGCGCAUCAUAAUGACUAGCAAUGGUUUGCAGAAUGAUGUUAGGGCUACCCCGCAACCUCUUCAGCAAUGACGCGGUUCUUUUCCGUUGCAUGGCAUGCAAGCCGUCCACCCUCGCAUCCGCGAACAUUGCCGAACACCCGGGGAUUAUCCUAACAGACGGAAAUAUAAAGUAGCUUAUUUACAAUUGUCAUUCUGUCUGCCUCAUACAGAUUCGGGUGUAUUCUUUGCGACAUUUCUUUUAAAUACAUUCCUUCAAUUUAUUUUCAAAAAAUGUCUAUUUGGACAAAGACUGUUAAAAGAAUCAAAAGAUAGCAUGUACUGUAUUAAUUAUUGUUACUAACAAUAUGUGUUUAUAAUAUAUUGUUUUAUUGAUAA
Molecule: messenger RNA, 5494 nt
Organism: Leptidea sinapis
Lineage: Eukaryota; Metazoa; Arthropoda; Insecta; Lepidoptera; Pieridae
Exons: 1
Coding region: 1-525 (174 amino acids)
Source: RefSeq, a predicted model, not a curated record